UUUGGUUGAAUCGAAAUCAUACAUACACCAUACAACGAGGAUGUCAGACCCCGAACAAGAACAAUUGAUUGAUCAAUUUGUCAAUGUGACCAAUUCUUCCAGAUCACUUGCUGAACAAUACUUAAGCAGGAACGACAACGAUGUCAUGGAUGCAAUUGAAGAUUUUUACUCCAACAAUGAUGCCGGAGCAUCUUCUUCUGGUGCCAAAAGUGCUGGUGCCUCUGGUAAGAAAAGAAGCAGCGGGGGUAUUAGAACUUUUAGAGAUUUGAACGGUCAAGAUGACGGGUCUGAAGAAGAUAAAACCGAUACUAAUUUCUUCACCGGAGGUGAAAAAUCAGGGUUACAGGUUGAAGAUCCAAAUAAAGAUAAAAAGAAAUCAGGCCGUGGAGUCAUUGACCAAAUUUUCCAAAGAGCAAAAGAACAAGCAGAACAACCAGAUGAUCGCCCAUCAGCAAAUCAACUACCAGAUGAAGUUCCCCGUAGACAAUUUACAGGUACUGGGUUUAAGCUUGGUGGGGAAGACGCUCCCAGUGAACAAAUCGUAGAUCCUAAUGCAAACAUACCACAGAGACCUGCUAAAGUUUCGAGAGAAAUCACGUUCUGGAGACAAGGUUUUACUGUUAGCGAUGGCCCAUUACAUAGAUACGAUGAUCCAGAAAAUGCAAGCGUUUUACAAGAAUUGAAUCGUGGAAGAGUACCUGUGGCCUUAUUGAAUGUUGAAUUUGGCCAAGAUGUCGAUGUCUCGGUCAUUAAGAAGACCGAUGAAGAAUGGACUCCCCCAAAGAGAAAAGUUGGAGGAUUCCACGGUCAAGGUCAAAGAUUAGGGUCCCCUGUACCAGGAGAACUUUCUUCAGGACCAGUUGCAACUCCUCCUCCCACUGAAACACCAAAAGCCCAACAUAAACCUGAAGAUCAAGGUGAAGGUGACUCUCUAGUCCAAAUUAGAUUCGCUAACGGUAAGAGGAUAUCUCAUAAGUUUAACUCAACAGACUCCAUAGUGUCUGUUUACGAAUUCGUUAGAAGCCACCCAGAUGCCGGUGAUGCAUCGAGACCAUUCAUAUUGUCCCAUUCUUUCCCAGUGAAACCAAUUGAAGAAUCUCAAGAUGUUUCCGUGGCUGAUGCUAAAUUGAAAAAUGCCGUCAUAGUUCAAAGAUGGAAAUAAUCUGUAUAGUCAAUAAAGGCCUGAG
Molecule: messenger RNA, 1187 nt
Organism: Hyphopichia burtonii NRRL Y-1933
Lineage: Eukaryota; Fungi; Ascomycota; Pichiomycetes; Serinales; Debaryomycetaceae
Gene: SHP1
Product: protein phosphatase regulator
Exons: 1
Coding region: 41-1162 (373 amino acids)
Biological process (GO): Golgi organization; autophagosome assembly; proteasome-mediated ubiquitin-dependent protein catabolic process
Cellular component (GO): cytosol; nucleus
Molecular function (GO): ubiquitin binding
Source: RefSeq, a predicted model, not a curated record